Molecule: messenger RNA, 2096 nt
Organism: Megachile rotundata (alfalfa leafcutting bee)
Lineage: Eukaryota; Metazoa; Arthropoda; Insecta; Hymenoptera; Megachilidae
Gene: Etf-QO
Product: electron transfer flavoprotein-ubiquinone oxidoreductase
Biological process (GO): electron transport chain
Cellular component (GO): mitochondrial inner membrane
Molecular function (GO): electron-transferring-flavoprotein dehydrogenase activity; iron-sulfur cluster binding
Source: RefSeq, a predicted model, not a curated record
AAUUGAUAAAAAGAGGACACAGUAAUGAUCUCAAUUUUGACGGAUCAUUUUGGAAUACACUUGCAGCUACAGCUGGUCACUAUUGCUAUAAUAUAGAUGGAUAAUAUCGAGAUCAUAGUUCAAACACUGUGAUGUGCAAGGUGCAACUAUGGCUCGAGUGAUAUUUAAUACGUCAAGCAGUCUACAGACAUUCAAAUGGAUUUUUCAAAGAGCCUAUUCACAAGAAAAGUUCCCAAAAAUCACAACACAUUACACUGUUGUUCCCAGGGAAACAGAUCCACGAUGGAAAGACAUAAACAUGGAAAGAUAUGUAGAUGAAACUGAUAUUUUAAUUGUGGGAGCUGGUCCAGCUGGAUUAAGUGCUGCAAUUCAGGCGCGUAGAUUAGCAGAGAAACAUGGAAAAGAGCUUAGAGUUACGGUUGUUGAGAAAGCUGCAACUAUUGGAGGACAUAUUCUUAGUGGAGCUUGUAUAGACCCAAUCGCUUUAAACGAAUUGUUUCCAAAUUGGAAAGAAUUGGGUGCACCAUUAAAUACUCCUGUGACAAAAGACAAAUUUGCACUUCUCACUGAGAAAGGCAGGAUAUCAAUACCUAUUCUUAAAGGAAUGCCAAUGUAUAAUCAUGGGAACUAUAUAGUCAGAUUAGGUCAUGUCGUAGCUUGGCUUGGGGAACAAGCAGAAGCUGCUGGAGUAGAGUUAUAUCCUGGUUAUGCCGCUUCAGAAAUACUUUACCACGAAGAUGGAUCUGUUAAAGGAAUAGCCACAAACGAUGUUGGUAUUGCUAAAGAUGGUUCUCCUAAGGAUAACUUUGAACGUGGAAUGGAAUUGCAUGCAAAAUGUACAAUUUUUGCAGAAGGUUGUCAUGGUCACCUUACAAAACAAGUUACAAAGAAGUUAAAUCUUAGAAAGGAUUGUGAACCUCAAACUUAUGGUAUAGGAUUGAAAGAGAUCUGGGAAAUUAAACCAGAGAAACAUGAACCUGGAACUAUUGAACAUACUGUUGGCUGGCCAUUGAAAAAAGAUACCUACGGUGGUUCCUUUUUAUAUCAUCUGAAUGAGGAUACACCUCUUAUUGCCAUUGGUUUUGUUGUUGGCUUAGAUUAUACUAAUCCUUACUUACAUCCGUUUAAAGAAUUCCAAAGAUUCAAACAGCAUCCAAGUAUCAGGUCCAUACUUGAAAGAGGAAAGAGAAUUUCAUACGGAGCACGAGCUUUAGUGGAAGGAGGUUUCCAAUCUAUUCCCAAACUCCAGUUUCCUGGUGGUUGCCUUAUUGGUUGUACAGCAGGAUUUCUUAAUGUUCCUAAAAUUAAAGGAACACAUAACGCUAUGAAAAGCGGAAUGCUUGCAGCGGAAAGUGUGAUCGAAGCUAUAAUAGACGCAGAAGCUAACCCGUCAGCAACAAAGGGUUUAGAACCAAAAACUUACACUGACAAAAUAAAAAAUAGUUGGAUUUAUAAGGAAUUAAAAGCUGUGAGAAAUAUGAGACCAAGUUUUCACACGAGUCUUGGUCUUUACGGUGGUUUAUUAUACUCUGGAUUUUCAAUGUUAAUUGGUGGAAGAGAACCAUGGACUUUGUCCCAUGGAGGCCCUGAUUCCAAAAGACUGAAACCAGCUUCUGAAUGCACACCAAUUGAGUAUCCAAAACCGGAUAAUGAAAUAUCUUUUGAUUUGUUAUCUUCCGUGGCUCUUACUGGCACAAAUCAUGAAGGUAAUCAGCCUCCUCAUCUUACUUUGGCUGACGAUACUAUACCAGUGAAGAGAAAUUUAGCAGUAUUUGCUGGGCCGGAGGGACGAUUUUGUCCGGCAGGUGUAUAUGAAUUUGUACCACUAGAAUCUGGAGAUGGCGAGAGACUACAAAUCAACGCUCAAAAUUGUAUUCAUUGCAAAACUUGUGACAUUAAGGACCCAAGUCAGAACAUUAACUGGGUUGUUCCAGAAGGUGGAGGUGGUCCAGCAUACAAUGGAAUGUAAAUUACAAUCGUAUAGUCAAUUGUUAAAGUUUGCAUGAUCUGAUAGCAAACUAUAUUUUUUUACAAUAAAUAACUGAAUUGAAACUAAAAUGUGAAAAGUACAGUAACGAAAUCUAUAACUUGUAAAG